AUGUCUCCCAAGGUCCUCGUCGUUCUCACCUCGGCCAACGAGAUCCCCAAGAUCCAGAAGCCCACGGCCCGAGUUCGCCCACCCCUGGAAGUCCUCCAUGAAAAGGUCUCUUUGACCAUCGCCUCCCCCAAGGGCGGCGAGUCCCCUCUGGACCCUUCCUCCGUCGAGAUGUUCAAGUCCGACGAGACUUCCACCAAAUUCCUCGCAGAGCAAAAGGCUCUCUGGACCAACACCGAGAAGCUCUCCGAUGUUCUCGCCCGUGCCGAUGAAUUUGACGCUCUCUUCUACGUCGGCGGUCACGGUCCCAUGUUCGACCUCGUCACAGACUCCACCUCUCUCUCCCUCAUUCAAACCUUCGCCGCCGCCAAAAAGCCCGUCGCAGCUGUCUGCCACGGUCCCUGCGUCUUCCUCAACGCCACCUCUCCCUCGGGCGUUCCGCUCAUCUCCGGUGCCACCGUGACCGGUUUCUCCAACACCGAGGAGGACCAGGUCCAGCUCUCGGACGCAAUGCCCUUCAUGCUGGAGACCGAGCUGCAAAAGGUUUCGGGCGGUGGCUACGUCAAGGCUGAUGAGCCCUGGGGUGAGAAGGUCGUCGUCUCCAAGACCGCCGGUCUGGGGGGUCCUUUGAUCACCGGUCAGAACCCUGCUAGCGCGACUGGAGUCGGUAAGGCUAUUCUGCAGGCUCUGGGCUUGUAA
Molecule: messenger RNA, 696 nt
Organism: Penicillium oxalicum
Lineage: Eukaryota; Fungi; Ascomycota; Eurotiomycetes; Eurotiales; Aspergillaceae
Product: ThiJ/PfpI family protein
Exons: 3
Coding region: 1-696 (231 amino acids)
Molecular function (GO): glyoxalase III activity
Source: RefSeq, a predicted model, not a curated record